UGUCUACGAGAGGUAUUGAGCUGAAGAAGUUCUUAGAAAAGCAUGCCCAACAAACUCAGAUUCAAGUGAAUAAAACAAAGAGAUCUGGCAAGCGAAGAAUCAAAAUGCUACGCAGACCAGUUACAAAUUUGUGUUUGAAGGAGCCAAACCUCCAAAAUUUGUCAACAAAAAGAAGGUUUUUACUAUAAGCCCCUCACCGGUUUCUGUCAGAUCAAAGACUAAGCUUUCUAAAAACCAUCCGAGAGCCCUUGUUUGGAAGGAUCAAGAUACUCAUCAGCCAAGAAUUUAUUCCCCAGUCCCUGUAAGAAUCCAGAACCUAAACUUUACUUCUCAUGAUGUUAAUAAGAAUCCGGGUGAGUUUAGGAUAACUAGGAAGAUGAGAAAUACUCCUCUGAAUAUCCUUCAGAAAAAGAUCAAAUCAUUAUCUCCUAAUUUGCAAAGGUUAGUCCAUCAUGCUCUUAUUCAUACUUCUGAGAAGAAGAGAAAAAUCCGAAGGCCUAAGAAUAAAGCCAAAGCUCAUUCAUCCAACACUUUAGUAUCUGAGGAAGAUAUCCCAACUCAAGAGAACAUGAAAAAUGUAUUUGGGUACAUAGCCGACAAGUUCGAAUUCUUUCAUACUAAGAUCACUGACUUAAAAUCAGCCCCUGGGCUAUGCAAGUCUUCAUACAUCUUGAACCAGAAGUUAGAAGCACUUAGGUCCAGUAAGGAAAAAAUCUGAGCUGAAGGCCAAGUUAGCAGAGAGUUCAGCUCUAAGGUUCCCAAAGGUUUCAGCAUUGAUAAUCAUGGAUCCUACGGCCUAAAACUUAUAUCUGAUUAAUAC
Messenger RNA from Moneuplotes crassus, 820 nucleotides. NCBI's taxonomy places the organism in Eukaryota, Ciliophora, Spirotrichea, Euplotida, Euplotidae. The record is from the annotation of a GenBank genome assembly.